AUGACAUCCAAAUUAUUUCGUCGCUCGAUUUCCCUAACAUCCGCACUUGCAACUAAGCCUCGCUGUCAACCUCGUGGCAAAUUGUUCCAUAUAUUUCCACUACCUAGCGGGCAGAGAACGUUUUCCGCUCGCAGACCAUGUCUAUCUAGCUCUAAGGAUGAAGAUAGCACCAAUGUGUGGAAACUCACCCAAGAUGACGAAAGUCAAUAUUGGCAUGGUUACCUCUCAACACGGCCGAAAUACACCGACGACUUUUACCAGCUUAUGUAUGACUACCAUGCCGCCCGCUCCAAAAGUUCAUCAUUCUCUGUCGCACACGAUGUGGGUGCAGGACCAGGCCAUGUGUCCGCCAAGCUGAGCGAGCGAUUCUCCCACGUCGUCGUGAGCGACAACAAUAAGAACCACGUGGAUUAUGCACGGAGCUCUCUUCUCCAAUCGGACGUCCCGGCAUCGCGAUUCUCAUUCGAUAUCGCAAUGGGCGAGGAGCUCGGAUCAAGACACCCCGCUGCGUCCGCAGAUCUUGUAGCUUGUGCACUCAUGUUCCCGUUGAUGGACACCCAAGCCGCGUUACAGAGUUUCCGUUCCCUACUAAAACCUAACGGUACUCUUGCCAUCUGGUUCUAUGGACGUGCUCAUUUCUCGGAGGCAGAAUAUGCGUCAACGUGCCAGCCACUGUUAAAUGCAAUUAUUGAUCAUCAUUUUGGCGGUGUGAUCAAGGGAGGUGGGCCUGAGCACCAGGCGGGGUGGAAGCGUGCAGCGGAUGGAAUGGCCAGUUGGUUAGAUUACAUCCCGUUUCCCGAGGCGCAAUGGGGAUCCGUGGAGCGGCACAAGUGGAACUCGUCAUGGACAACUCUCCCGUUCUUUGGACAACCUGCGUGUGAUUUCCCCGUUGAGCCCAAGAGUAGCGUCACGGAGAAUGAGCUGGUGCUGAAGAAAGAAGACAGGGAGCUUUGGAGAAAAGACUGGGAUGUGAGUGAGCUGAGGAAAUUUGUUGAAUAUAUCUUUCCAUUUCAAAGCAUGGAUGAGGAAUCAGUGAAGCCACUGUGGGAGCAACUUGCCGCGAAUAUGGGUGGUUCUCAUGUUAAGCGAGCAUUUUCCUGGCCAUUACUUCUCAUCAUGGCGUCAAAGAAGUGA
This is a messenger RNA of Penicillium longicatenatum, 1134 nucleotides long. Its product is annotated as class I SAM-dependent methyltransferase. The record is from RefSeq and is a predicted model, not a curated record. NCBI's taxonomy places the organism in Eukaryota, Fungi, Ascomycota, Eurotiomycetes, Eurotiales, Aspergillaceae. The transcript has a single exon. Bases 1 to 1134 code for a protein of 377 amino acids.